CUCGCUAACCCUUUAUAUAGCUAGAACUGACGGCAUACUGCGAACUUCGACGUACUCGGUCAACUACAGCAUUAACCAGAGCUUUUAAGGUUUGUUCUGCAUUACCAUGAAGUUUUUGAUCCUAGUUGCUUUGUUUGCCGUGGCAACGGCUAAACCAGCUGAGAACUCCAUUGAGCGUCUUGCCCGCUCUCUGGCUGAAGACGAAGUUAUGAAGAGGGGCAUCCUAAAUGACGUAGUUGCUGCCAUCUGCGUCCCCGUCAUGAACUCCGUGAUCGAUCUGACCAAUGGCACAUGUGCUGUACUGUCCGCUUCUGCCGACAGCAAAUGCAUACAGCUUGCUGACCAGUACCUGGGCGGCCUCCUCUCUGGUCUGUUCUCUAAACCUGUUGCAUCCAUGUGCCAAAACUUGGCCGAUCUCGUCAUCAUCGAGUGCAAGAAAGGAACCGUGCAAAAAUACGCCGGCGGUGUAUGCGCCACACUUGCCAGCAAAAUCGGCUAAAUGAACUUUUUGUAAAUUUUCUGAGCCAAAAAUAAAUGGACGAAAUACAAAAAGAAAUA
Molecule: messenger RNA, 558 nt
Organism: Lingula anatina
Lineage: Eukaryota; Metazoa; Brachiopoda; Lingulata; Lingulida; Lingulidae
Source: RefSeq, a predicted model, not a curated record